Prorocentrum cordatum is the source of this 1548-nucleotide messenger RNA. Lineage: Eukaryota; Dinophyceae; Prorocentrales; Prorocentraceae. The record is from the annotation of a GenBank genome assembly.
AUGGCCGGACAUGCAUGCGGGGUCUUCACGGACGACAAGGUCACAGACUGGGACCAGCUCGAGUGGAACAAGUUUGACAUGAGCGCGUACGCGGUGGCAUUCGAGGUCGCGGACCGGGCGAACGCGCAGAAGAUAGUCAGCCAACCAGCGCGCUACGUGCCUAAGGCGCUGAAGAAAGGCAGGACGGAAGCCAGCGUCAAGAAUAUGACCAGCGAGCAGAAGGACCGGAUGAAGGCGGCGAUGCUCGUGAAGGUGCUCGACUGGACCGCGAACGACAAGCUCGAAUGGCUUCCAAUUCACACGAAGACGAAUCCCGCGGACGUCCUGAAGACGAGAUGGGCGUUGACCUGGAAAAAGGUGCGCAGCGACGAGAAGGGCGCGCACUGCGCCGUCGGCGCGCAGGCGGACGGUGAGGGCAGUCGACGCUGGAUGGACGUGGAGAUGAAGUUCCAAAAGGCACUUCGCUGGAUCCCCAGGGAAGAAGGACAGUUCAAGCCGGCUGGGCUGGCGGUCAGCCAGGACCUAAACGGGCGGACCACGAUCCAUCAAAAGGAGUUCAUCGACAACAUCAAGACGAUACCACGGUACCAAACGCAGUGCUCAGUCUUCCAGAGCAGAGGACCAACGGCGACCAUCGAGACGCUCUUCGGCAUCAAUAAGAUGAUUCGCCAGAUCAAGAUGGACCCGAACUACAAGCUGAGCGUCGAGCUGUUCAAGGGUACAACCAUGCUCGUGGGUUGGAGCGACGCAGCCUGGGCGAACCGUCCAGACGGCCUAUCUGCUGGCGGGUACGUGAUCGGCAUCGCCCCGGACGAGACUUUAAAGAACAAGCAGACUCCUAUCGGCUGGGCAUCAUAUCGCAAUGGCAAGCUACAGCGGGUGGCCGCCAGGAGCUCGCUGGCGGCCGAGGUCCAAGCUCUGACAGUCGCGGAGGACGAGCUGUUUAUGGUGCGCCUGAUGUGGGCCGAACUGAACGGAUUCGUCUCGGACGUGGCCAGGAAUGUCAAUGCAUGCCUUUGCGUGGACACGAAGAUCAUCUAUGAUUGUCUGGCGAAGCAGGUACAGAUGCAGACUUUGGCAGAGAAGCAGACAGCCCUGGAGCUGCUAGCUUGCGAAGGGUACAUCGAGAAGACUGGACUGAUCGUCAUAUGGUGCCGGUCCGAGGCGAACCUAAGCGACAGUCUUACAAAGGCAGCGGCCUUCGGGCCAAUUGAACUAUACAUGAGGACAGGAUGCUGGGCCCUAGUCGACGACGAGGAGCACCUCAGCGCCAAGAAGCGGAAGGAGAGAGGCCUCAUCCGACCCGAGACGAACAAGCGAGAUUUCGCCAGCCUCAUCCGAGACGCGUUCGAGCACGCGGAGAUCUCACUACCAGAUGCAGCAAACAGUGGUGAAGAAAACUAUCGGGAUCUGGUCUACAGCGGGCCCCCUGACCGAGGGCGACUUCUACUUCUGAGCGGCCGAGGCCGCGGUUGCGAGCAAGAAGUGUUUCAGAGACCUGGUGACCGGGAGCCCAAAGUUACAAAUUUUCUGCAGUACCAGAUGUGA